Rhizopus microsporus ATCC 52813 is the source of this 1176-nucleotide messenger RNA. RefSeq lists its product as uncharacterized. The transcript has 3 exons. Lineage: Eukaryota; Fungi; Mucoromycota; Mucoromycetes; Mucorales; Rhizopodaceae. The record is from RefSeq and is a predicted model, not a curated record. The coding region runs from base 1 to 1176 and encodes 391 amino acids.
AUGGCCGGUCUUCGUAAAGAUCUUGUGUUCUUUGAGGGGCGUAUCGCCGAAACUCAGAAGUUGAUCAGUGGUGAACGUGGCAGCACUGCUAACACGCGCACCGUUCCUGCCAGGGAAGCUGAACCUGUUGUGCCAAUGGCGAGCAUUCCGUCAUUGAGAUUACUUAACGACUCUUCGCGCAAUUCGAAGUACUUUGAGUCUAAUAAGACUCACCCUGCUGACGCCAGCACUGAUAAGGCAUUCAAAACAAUUGGCGCCUUUCUGGACAAGUUCGAAUCGACUCUGGCGUACCAUCGCGUCAACAUAGACAAAGAAUGGUACAACUACCUGCAGACAUCCAUUCAUGAUGGGCAGGAUUCCAGAUCCAUUAAAUGGCUGAAGCAGAGAAACCAAGAGGUGAAUUUCAAGUCAUCCAAAUGGCUAGAAGUCCGUGAAAUGCUUGUUGAGAAAUUUCACAAGUCUUUUAGUUACCUGCAGUACAGGGAAAAGAUGAUGAGAUGCAAGCAGCGCAAUGGUGAGUACAUGCAUCUGUAUAUCGAACGAUUUUUGGACUUGGUGACAAAGACCAAGCUCACCGAUAACCCCACCUUGGUAUCAAUUUUUUUCCACUCAUUGUUGGACCCUGUACGUGAAUGCGUGACAAAGAAGCUCGGCACCAUGAAGAGGGAAGACGGAACGUCUCCUGCUGGGUAUUACGUCUUAGAAGGAGAGACUCUUGCGCAGUUACAGCGCAUUUUUGAAAAAGAGAAGACAUUCUUCGAUGAUGAAUUAGACAAGCUGUUCCCCUUAAUAAAGAAGAAUGAAGGCAGCAAGUCUCCUCAUAAGGUGCUCGACAACAGAACACCGAGGACCAGCGAUCGCAAGCGCAAGCAUGCCGACAUUGAUCGUACUACAACGCAAGACAAGAGGCCACGUCAUGAUGGUGAAUGCGAUGUACUCCGCAAAAAACGAGACAGUUAUUUUAAUAAAGAUAAUGGGUCAAAUGCAUCUAAGUAUGCACCCAAAAACUACACCGGUAAUUUUUCACAAAGACGUAGAUCAUUCGAAGAAAAGUUACAUAACAACCAUGGAUCCAACAAAAGGAUCAAUCAAAUUGAGGCUUCUGCGAAACGUGAAUCCGUCCCCUCACAAUCCUCAAAUGUGCAUCCAGCCGAUGAGUCUCCUGAGUCCAUUUAA